This is a messenger RNA of Theobroma umbraticum, 822 nucleotides long. RefSeq names its product dehydrin LEA (gene LEA). Lineage: Eukaryota; Viridiplantae; Streptophyta; Magnoliopsida; Malvales; Malvaceae. Gene Ontology annotation, cellular component: cytosol. Gene Ontology annotation, biological process: response to abscisic acid; cold acclimation; response to water deprivation. The record is from RefSeq and is a predicted model, not a curated record.
ACAUGCGUGCAGAAGCGUUGUCUUCUUCUCCACCGUCUUCGGGUUUUCCAUUUUUAAGUGCCCAGAUUAGUCUCAAUCCAUACCAUCUGCCAAGCCCCGACAGAUACAAACAUAUAUAGCUCCCAGUCCACUACUGUCAAACUCUUUUCAAGCUUCUUUCUUUUGCUUUUUCUGUCACUGACGAAAUGGCUGAUUUAAGAGAUGUGCAUGGCAACCCCAUUCGACUCACUGAUGAGCAAGGCAACCCAGUUCAACUGACCGACGAAUACGGUAACCCCGUGCACGUCACUGGUAUAGCCUCCAAGCAUCCAGUUAUGACUCAGACAGGUGUGCAUGGCGGUCAGAUGGGAGAUGAGACUGGCUCUGCAGCUGGGUAUCAGCAGCAGCAUCCACAGCAGCUGCAUUACGAGGCUUCCAGCAGGGUCGAGAUUCAGCGCUCCAACAGCUCCAGCUCGUCCGAGGAUGAUGAGAUGGGCGGGAUAAGGAAGAAGAAAGGGCUGAAGGACAAAAUAAAGGAUAAACUGACAGGUGGAAAGCACAAGGAGGAGGUGCAAUCACAGACCACAACUCACGAGUCUAAAGCCACGACCACCAGCGUCGCGCAUGGGCAGCAACACACUGAGCACGAGAAGAAGACAAUGAUGGAGAAGAUCAAGGAAAAAUUCCCUGGUCAUCAUAGUCAUUAAAGCUGUCUGAAUGAAUUGCAACUUUAGUUUUGGAUGCUGUGUUUGUAAUGAUGUUGGCCUUAAAAUUAUGUGUGCUUGUAAAUUUAUCAUGAGUUUGAAGUGUGAUCUGUAAUAAACAGUACAUUAUGAUGUAGGA